Molecule: messenger RNA, 1540 nt
Organism: Oncorhynchus mykiss (rainbow trout)
Lineage: Eukaryota; Metazoa; Chordata; Actinopteri; Salmoniformes; Salmonidae
Gene: slc25a34
Product: solute carrier family 25 member 34
Source: RefSeq, a predicted model, not a curated record
UAGCCUGGGUAGACUCAUCACCAAGGGCACCAUUGGACACUGCACCCUUCAGAAAUGACCGGUACCCAGCUAAUGAACUAUCCCACCACAAACUCUCCAUUCAGCUCUCCCAGCUCCAACUCCAUUCUGCUCCAAUCAGCUGCCAUGACAUCCCCAGUCCCCCCUUUUUCCCGGACCACCUCAGUCCCCUCGCCUCAACUGCCUCCGGCCCUGUGGCCCCCGCUGGACUUUGCCUUAGGAGCGUUGUCGUGCUGCGGGGCCUGUGUGUUCACUAACCCCCUGGAGGUGGUAAAGACACGGUUGCAGCUGCAGGGAGAGCUGCGGGCGCGGGGGUCCUACCGGCAGCACUACCGCGGGGUGCUGCAGGCCCUGUGGGUGGUGGGGAGGACGGAUGGGCUCCGCGGGCUGCAGAAGGGGCUCUCGGCUGGGCUGAUGUACCAGGGUCUGAUGAACGGCGUGAGGCUGGGCUUCUACUCCUACUGUGACACCGUGGGGUUCACUGCAGCCCCUGGAGGGAGUCUGAUGUCAGGGGCCGUGGCCGGGGCUCUGGGGGCCUUCAUUGCCUCUCCUGCCUAUCUGGUGAAGACACAUCUGCAGGCCCAGACAGUCGAGGCCAUCGCAGUGGGUCACCAGCACAACCAUCAGGGUGUGUCGAGUGCCUUCGCCAAUAUCUACCGGCGGGAGGGCGUGGUGGGGCUGUGGAGGGGUGUGAACGGGGCUGUGCCUCGAGUGAUGGUGGGAUCAGCCGCCCAACUGGCCACCUUCAGCUCCGCUAAGGAAUGGGUGGCACGCCUACAGUGGUACAGUCCAAACAGCUGGCUGGUUGCCUUGACAGCUGCCUGUAUCAGUGGAGUCGCCGUGACGAUCACCAUGACGCCGUUUGACGUCAUCAGCACACGCCUCUACAACCAGCCAGUGGAUGAGCGUCAUAGGGGUCGUCUGUACCUGGGCUUCUCAGAUUGUCUGGUGAAGGUGUGCCGGACAGAGGGUUUUCUGGGGCUGUAUAAAGGUAUGGGCCCUGUGUUCUUCCGCCUGUGCCCUCACACCGUUCUUAGCAUGCUCUUCUGGGACCUGAUGAGACAACGGGCCUUUCAGGACGUUCAGAACGAGAGCUGAAGAGAAGAGGAUAUUCAACCAAUCUUGGAGGACAAUGGAAGUUGAUUUAAAAAAUAAAACAUGUUUUGGCCUGCUGUCUUCAUCAGAGCCGGAGCUAAGAAAGAAGGCCUCAUAUGGUGGACAGAGUUGAAUGAAUGACUGGUUCGUUGGUAGAGACGAGCAGUAGACACUCUUUGUGAUGCCAGUGUGGAAAGUUGGUUGAGAGAAGGGGAGACGAGGAGGAGGAGAUGCUCUCAAUUCCACAGAAUAGACUUGCACUCCCUCACUGGUUAACUGGAAGGAUACAUAAUGGCUUGAUAUACACUGAGUGUACAAAACAUUAUUGAGUUGCACCCCCUUUUGCCCUCAAAACAGCCUCAAUUCAUCUGGGCAUGGACUCCACAAGGCGUUGAAAAUGUUCCACCGGGAUGCUGGUCCAUGUUGA